AUGGUGCUUGGGGCUGCUACCGCAGAAGCAGUGCGUGUCAACAGCCCGACAUCAGUUUUGUUGAGCAAGACUGUGCCUACAGAUGCCGGUGCCCCGGUCCUGCAUCCGUUUAUUUCCUAUUCUAUUGAGUUUGCCUUCUUUCCAGAUUUUGCUGGAAAUGCGUCGCAUCCGAACCUUUUCUCGAACCAGCUCCUGGAUAAUCUGGCAGAUCUCCAAGGCGUCAAGCCAUACAUUCGGAUUGGCGGGAACACACAAGAUUUCGCCCUGUACGACCCUGACCUAAAGACAGCAACCAAUGGCACUGUGGUUCCCAGUAUCACAUCCGACUACCCAAUAAUCCUUUCCAUUGGUCCGUCAUUUUUCGACUCCUAUUCUACCUGGCCUUCGACCAAAUUCAUACACGGGUUCAAUCUGGGGAAAAAUGGCUCAACGGGGAUGGAGAGUCUCCUGGCUACAGUGCCACUGGCUUGCAAGGCCCUCGAGGGAGAUAAACUGGCCUACUGGGAGCUAGGGAAUGAGCCCGACCUGUUCAAGACUUCUGCUCAGGGGAUCCGAAGGCCAUCAACUUGGACCGAGCAAGACUAUGUGGAUGAAUGGUUGAACAAGACAAGAGUAAUCAAAAGUAAGAUGGCUGGGAGCUGCCCCGAGCUGGCGGGGUACAGGUAUAUUGCGCCUUCAUUUGCAGGCGUCACGAACAGCUUGGAUCCUGUUGUGACAUGGCGGGACGGGCUCGGUGAUGAUCAAAACAUUGCGCUGAACUCGGAGCAUAACUACAUCGGAGGUGCCACAGAGCCGGGAGUCACUCUUCAAAGGACCCUGAUGAAUCAUACAAUGACCAUGCAGAGUGUUGCACAACAUGUCAAUGUCUCCCGGAUGCUCUCCUCGGAGAAUCUUACUUCUGGCAUUCCCUAUAUCCUAGGUGAAACCAACUCAUUAUAUAACCAAGGAGCCCCAGGGCUCUCCAAUUCUUUCGGUGCAGCGCUCUGGGGAGUAGACUUUAACCUUUACUGUGCUUCGCAGAACAUUCGAAGAACACACAUGCACCAGGGAACUAACUUCCGGUACAUCUCCUGGCAGCCCAUCCACACGGAGAAUACAAGCAUUGGAACAAAAGCUCCUUACUACGGAAAUGCAAUGGCGGCAGCAAUGCUCCACGGGGGCGUCGAUGUCCGAGUUGCCAAUCUCCCACUGACCGAGGACACGGAGGCGGCCUACGCUGCGUACGUGAAUGGCACCUUGACCCGGAUAGCGGUCCUCAACAUGAAGGAAUUCAAUUAUACCGAGUCUGAACCGGCUCAAACUCGACCGCUAGCGAAAUACUCGUUUCGAUUGCCAUCUGAAAUGUCGGCCAGGCCGCUUUCCGUGCAGCGGUUGAUGGCAAACGGGAGCAACGCGAUCAGUGGAAUUACCUGGGACGGCUGGUCGUACAAUUACGAGUUGAAAGGGGGAGAACCGGUCCGACUUCAAAAUGUGACGAUCGGAGAGACAAUAUCUGUGAGUGACAACGGUACCGUGGAGAUUGAGCUGCCGUACUCCAGCGCUGUCAUUUUGAAUGUGGGAAAGGAGUAG
Messenger RNA from Aspergillus wentii DTO 134E9, 1569 nucleotides. RefSeq names its product glycosyl hydrolase family 79 C-terminal domain-containing protein. The transcript is spliced from 4 exons. The coding region runs from base 1 to 1569 and encodes 522 amino acids. Lineage: Eukaryota; Fungi; Ascomycota; Eurotiomycetes; Eurotiales; Aspergillaceae. The record is from RefSeq and is a predicted model, not a curated record.